ACCAACUCUCGCGAGCAGAUUAGCCAAAGGACCUGUCAUGCACACAAAUUCAGGGGAGUCAAGUCCUUCAGUCCAACAGCUACCGAGUAGUGUCUCAUCUGGUUUGCUCAGUCCGAGUGAGAUAAACAGUGGGCAUGACACGACCAUCACGACCCCUUUGUUACCGAACGGUCGGCCACAGGCGGGAGACAUCUUUGACGACUAUGAGCCCUCACGGCUCGCAUUCACCGGAAACGGCUUUCUGAUUACCGGAAGCCAGAAGAAGAAAGGUGUAAGAAUCUCCCUGGAUACCCAAGGCGAGGUCAGCAUCAUGCGAAGUGUUGUCUUCAAUAAACUCGGCCUACCACUUGAGCCAUGCACGGAGUCCCUGGUGCCCUUCCGCCAAGCCGCGGACACAGCCAGCAUCCCUAUGAUCGGAAAAGUUCGUGUGGACUGGCGCUUUGCGCAGGAUAUCAUGACUUACCAAACGGACUUUUACGUGGUCGAAAACAAUCAGUUUGACGUGUUGAUCGGUUUGCCCACGAUCGUGCGAUAUAAGCUUCUGCAACCAAGAUUCGCCAUCCCCAAGGUUAUGGCGCGCGAUCAUCUUGAGCGACAAAUAAUGCUGGAUACGCUCGACUCGUGAGGCUAUGCCCCCGACAACUCAAGUCGGCGGGCUGAGUUUAUGCGUGCAGUCCUGGAGGCCAUGUUUGUCUUGCGGGUUGUGCGUCUGGUCAACUUUCCAUUAUAUCGGGC
This is a messenger RNA of Aspergillus welwitschiae, 735 nucleotides long. Its product is annotated as retropepsin-like aspartic protease. The record is from RefSeq and is a predicted model, not a curated record. The coding region runs from base 38 to 625 and encodes 195 amino acids. The transcript has a single exon. Lineage: Eukaryota; Fungi; Ascomycota; Eurotiomycetes; Eurotiales; Aspergillaceae.